Salvelinus namaycush (lake trout) is the source of this 2305-nucleotide messenger RNA. It is a transcript of the gene rfxank, whose product is annotated as regulatory factor X-associated ankyrin-containing protein. Bases 224 to 964 code for a protein of 246 amino acids. Gene Ontology annotation, biological process: regulation of transcription by RNA polymerase II. The record is from RefSeq and is a predicted model, not a curated record. NCBI's taxonomy places the organism in Eukaryota, Metazoa, Chordata, Actinopteri, Salmoniformes, Salmonidae. Gene Ontology annotation, cellular component: nucleus. The transcript has 9 exons. Gene Ontology annotation, molecular function: protein binding.
UCAAAAACACUUCAUUGGAUAAAGUUAUUUAUAAGAAAUGUAAUGAAUGGAUUGACAGUUCGGGCGGCUUACCAUUAUCAAUUGCAUCAUGGGAUUUUGUAAAUAAACUCACUUUCAGUUUUGAUAUCAGGAAGUUGGAUUGAAGAAUAAAACAUUGAUGUUGCUAUUUUAUCCGAUAUUGUGAGCUGGACAUAUAAACCAUUGCUUGCGACAUAAAGAGACCAUGGAUGGCACAGAUGGUGGUGAGAUACCAGAUCUUGCAGCCAGUUUACACAUAUUCUCAGAUGGCCUAGCAUUGGAAUCCACUACAUGUCUACCAGGGGAGGCCAGAGGAGAGAGGUUAAAUGGUGUGAGGGUGACUACAGAGAACACGGGUGUGGAUGAGGAGGAGAGCCUGUUGAAAUACUCCACCACCCUCACGAAUAGGCAGCGUGGGAACGAGGUCACAGUCAGACCAGCUACUUUAGACAUUCUGUCCAUCCACCAGCUAGCUGCCCAGGGGGAGGUCUUACAGGUGGCCACACACCUGAGCAAAGACAGUUCAUUAUUAAACCACCAGGAUGAACGGGGCUUAACUCCUCUCAUGUGGGCAGCAGCGUUUGGAGAGAAAGCCAUGGUGGAUUUCCUCCUGGAAAACGGGGCAGAUCCUAGUACGAUAGCAUGGGAACGGGAGAGUGCCUUGACCCUGGCGAGCUCAGGAGGCUAUGCAGUCAUAGUGAAACGUCUUCUUGAACAUGGAGUAGAUAUCAAUGCUUAUGACUGGAAUGGUGGUACUCCUCUCCUGUACGCUGUUAGAGGGAACCAUGUAAGGUGUGCUGAGGCCCUCUUAGAUAAAGGGGCAGACAUGAACAUUGAGGCAGAUUCUGGGUAUAGUCCAAUGGCCUUAGCUGUUGCCCUCGGACACAAACAAGUCCAAAAGGUGUUAGAGGACCAUAUUCUGAAACUCCUGAAGAAAAAAGCAUGACACCAGCUAAGGGCACCAGGAUGUGGUUAGAGAGGACGUUGUGCUGAACAGAGGAUCACCUGCUGGCAUCAGUGGUGAGGUGGUUGACCAAAACACUGAAGAGAGGAUCACCUGCUGGCAUCAGUGGUGAGCUGGUUGACCAAAACACUGAAGCCACAAAAGGCGGUUGGUAGCGAAGACACUUGGAACGGAAGCUCCAACGUUAAGGGACACUGUGGUUCCUAUCUUGUACAUUUAUUCAACAUGUUUUUUAUAUUAUGUAAAUGCUUAUAUUUCUUUUUUGGGGGGGACAAACUAUCUUUAAAUAUAUAUUUUAAAAAAUUGGAGGUAUAGCACCAAUGGAUAGUAAACAAAUGUUCAAAAACAAAAUGCAUACACAUUUUACGAUGUUCAUUUGGAAUGGGAAAUUAAAUGCAAGGCACAAGCAUUUGAAUAUGCAGGUGGUUGCGCGACCUUAAAACCUGGAAAGCUGCAAUAAAAUCCAGAUUCUUUGUCGAGGCCAAAUCAUCCUUUUUCCCCUUGUUGUUUGUGUGCGCAAGCAGGUAACCAAUUUAAAAUGUCCUCACCAAAAGCAGUCAGAUAUGGUUCCCAUUCAAAACAAUUAAUUUGGGGUGGUACAGUCUUCCAGCAGUCAUGUUCUUCAAUGGCACUAUAUCCUCUCUUUCCCUAUAAGUCUCUCCCUCUCUCACGCAGAAACAGAAACGUCACAAAGCUCUUUCCCCCAGGAUGUCCAAGGAGUAAACAAUUAUUCGGCCAAAGAAGUGUUCUCAAACACUAUUUAUAGCCUGUGCACCGUGGGGACCUCCUGAAUGGGAAAUCUGUGGGUGUGGAGUUAAGAACCAGAUAAGCAGAGGAGUAAUGAAAGAGAACGGCACAGAACAAUAUUAAUUGAAAGCUGCUCUGUAGCUACUAUGCAUUAAAAUCAACAUUUCUGUAUAACAGUAUUCAGGUCCAGGCAUACCUUUUCUGUACUAUUACAACUUAUUUAAGCAACUAUUACAACUAAGACUAGUGUCCUGUCCAGGCGGUGUAGUUCUACAUCAAGCUGCCUCACGUUUGAAUUAAAAGGCCAUUCCGUCUCGAACAAGACUUACUACAACUAAUUUGAACUGGUAUGAUUUUAGAGACAUUUAAUAAUACAUUGAAGGAUAUUUGUAGUGAGCUGCUGUCUUCUGGGUAAAAAUCUAUGAUUUUAGCCAAGUCUCCAUCUUUUGGGCAUCCUGACGGGAACACAAGUGGAAGCCUUUUCAGGAUCAUUGACAGUCUGUCUCUUUUUUUCACAUAUGACGUGUUAUAUCAUAGUAUGACAAUGAAUUAUUGAAAAUAACACCUUAAUAAUAA